Elgaria multicarinata webbii is the source of this 3658-nucleotide messenger RNA. RefSeq names its product receptor interacting serine/threonine kinase 4 (gene RIPK4). Gene Ontology annotation, biological process: protein phosphorylation. The transcript is spliced from 8 exons. The coding region runs from base 65 to 2428 and encodes 787 amino acids. Lineage: Eukaryota; Metazoa; Chordata; Lepidosauria; Squamata; Anguidae. Gene Ontology annotation, cellular component: cytoplasm. Gene Ontology annotation, molecular function: protein kinase activity; ATP binding; protein binding. The record is from RefSeq and is a predicted model, not a curated record.
UCAGUGGCUCGGGAGAGAGCGGGCGGCAGGCUGUCUCGCUGCGGAGGGAUUACUCAGGGGCCCCAUGGAGGAGGGUCGCUCCUCGUUGGCCAUGGGGCUGCUGAAAACUUUCGACUCCAGCGAGUUCGUGAGCUGGGAGAAGAUCGGCUCCGGGGGCUUCGGGCAGGUUUACAAAGUCCGCCACAUACACUGGAAAACUUGGCUCGCCAUCAAGUGCUCGCCCAGCCUGCAUGUGGAUGAGAAAGAGCGAAUGGAACUAUUAGAAGAAGCCAAGAAAAUGGAAAUGGCAAAAUUCCGCUACAUUCUUCCAGUUUAUGGCAUCUGUAAGGAGCCCGUGGGCUUGGUCAUGGAAUACAUGGAGACAGGAUCACUGGAAAAGCUCUUGGCCUCAGAACCACUGCCCUGGGAGCUUCGCUUCCGAAUCAUCCACGAGACAGCUGUGGGCAUGAACUUCCUUCAUUGCAUGUCCCCACCUCUGCUCCACCUGGACCUUAAGCCAGCAAACAUACUGCUUGAUGCCCAUUAUCACGUCAAGAUUUCGGACUUUGGAUUAGCCAAGUGCAAUGGCCUUUCUCAUUCUCAUGAUCUCAGCAUGGAUGGACUUUGCGGCACUAUUGCAUACCUGCCUCCAGAACGCAUUAAAGAGAAGAACAGAUACUUUGAUACUAAGCAUGAUGUCUACAGCUUUUCCAUUGUUAUAUGGGGAGUUCUCACACAGAAAAAGCCCUUUUCAGAAGAGAAUAACAUUCUACAUAUUAUGGUGAAAGUAGUUAAUGGCCACCGCCCAGAACUACCAGCGGUUUCCAAAUCCAGACCUCGUGCAUGCAAUAACUUGAUCAAGCUCAUGCAAAAAUGCUGGCAAGAUGACCCUAGCAAGAGGCCAACAUUUCAAGAAAUUACCUCGGAAACAGAAGACCUCUGUGAAAAACCUGAAAAUGAAAAUAAGGAAUUGAUAGUUCAGGAAGAUGCAAAGACUGCUCAGGCUUACCCCAAGGAGAUGUCUGGGCUAUCCCAGCUAAAGCAAGAGUCUGAUCCCACAUCAGCGAAGGAUUACAGCCUCUCAGAGUUGCUGUCCCAGCUGGACUCGGGGAUUUCACAGACAGAAGAGCCUGAAGAGCUCAGCCGUAGUGCUUCUGAAUCCAGGCUUGCUUCCAGCGACAAGAGGCUUUCAGGCGUGUCUUCAGUAGACUCUGCCUUUUCUUCACGAGGUUCCCUGUCGCUCUCGUUUGAGAGAGAGAAUUCUGGAAGUGAUAUUGGCACAAUGGAUAUCCAGAAAAGAAAGCUGGCCGAGGCGAUCACGUCUGGAGACACUGGCAAACUGAUGAAGAUCCUCCAGCCCCAGGACGUUGACCUUGUUUUGGAUGGGAACUGUAGCCUGCUACAUUUGGCUGUUGAAUCGGGUCAAGAAGAAUGUGUCAAGUGGCUCCUUCUCUAUAACGCCAACCCUAACCUGACCAACAAAAGAGGCUCUACUCCUCUCCACGUGGCUAUUGAGAAAAAGAAUAAAAGCAUUGUUGAGCUGCUUCUGGCAAGGAAAAUGAAUGUGAACGCUAAAGAUGAGGACCAGUGGACAGCCCUUCACUUUGCUGCCCAGAACGGGGACGAGCUGAGCACCCGGAUGCUGCUGGAGAAGCAUGCCUUGCUGAACGAAAUAGACUUUGAAGGAAGAGCUCCCAUCCACGUUGCCUGCCAGCACGGCCAAGAGAACAUAGUGCGCAUCUUCCUGAGAAAAGGAGUGAACGUCGACGUCCGAGGGAAGGAUAACUGGGGGCCUUUGCAUUAUGCCGCUUGGCAAGGUCACCUGUCCAUUGUGAAGCUUCUGGCAAAGCAGCCCGGAGUCAAUGUCAAUGCGCAGACGGCGGACGGCAGAACCCCUUUGCACCUGGCGGCCCAGAGGGGCCAUUACAGGGUUGCUCGCAUCCUUGUCGAGCUGCAGUCGGAUGUCAAUAUAAGGAACGUGUUCCUACACACUGCACUCCACGUCGCGGCCGAAACUGGCCACACCAGCACGUCGCGGCUGCUCCUCAACCGCGGCGCGGACAUUGAGGCGGCCACAGUGGAAGGCUGCACCGCCCUCCACCUUGCAGCUCGCAACGGCCACUUGUCGGCGACCAAGCUGUUGGUGGAAGAAGGGGCCCGUCUCCUGGCCAGGGGCCCUUCAGGCAGGACGGCGCUGCACCUUGCUGCCGAAAACGGACAUGUUGAAGUCGUGGAGGAGCUUGCCGAGCCGGAAAAUGUAAAUGACCCUGAUGAGGGAGGGUUGACAGCUCUGCAUCUGGCCGCCAAAGGUGGCCACGUGCACACGGCUGCGGUGCUGUUAAAGCGUGGUGCUAUUCCGGAUCGGCAAAGCCUUGCAUUUCAAACCCCGCUGCAGCUGGCUAAGCAACACGGGAGCUCUGCUGUCAUCCUGCUACUCAGUGAGACAUAGAGAGCUGCCUGUUUAUGUCUUAGCUCGUUCGUCUUUCCAGUGAAACUAUGGGAGCCGAAUAGUAAUGGGGGUUUUCCCGCUUGGACGGCUGCUGUGGCAUGUGUGUCCGCUGAUGUUUUGCAGGCGAGUUCAAGUUCUGCCCAAGCAGAAGCUGCUUGUUGAUGUAGCUACUCAGCCUAAUGAACUGAGCGAGCGUGGGAGCAGGAGACACAGGAAUCCCACACACAGUCUGACACUUACCUGUAAGGUAGUGUUGAGCAAGUCACGUAUGAAGACAUUGUGUUCUUUCCCUGGUACUUCAGCAGUUGACUUGCCCUAAAGAUGCUAGGAGGAACAGUUGAAAAAGAGGAAGAAGACAGGGUUAAGUGAAUGCUUGUCUCUUUCAAUGUAGAGUCAAUAUCUAAUAUUUCAAUUGUUUUUUACAUUCAGACGAUGGGAGAGGCAUCUUGAAUGCCGCUCUAGAAUAUGUUUGGAAUUUAUUUUUCCUCCCGUACUUCCACGGUGCAUGAGUCAAUAUGGAUGCUUUGCAUUAUUGGAAGAAAAGUACAGUAGGGAUAGUUGUCCUUAAGCCAUAUGGAGAGCAAUUACAAUCUCAGUUUCAUAAUCAACAGGAAAUUUUUUAUUUUAAGAAUGUAAGAAAUACCAAUUUCAAAGCCGCACAUUUCUGUGUUCUCGGGUGAUCUGUUUUUCCAUGAUCAUCAUCAUCAACUAGGGCUUGCAAUAAGUACUGUGAGCAUCCAAAUGAUAAUUGAAGAGAGUACUGCAUAGAAAUUAAUUUCUGAGAUAUACCAGCUUUCGUGUGUGUGUGUGUGUGUGUGUGUGUGUGUGUGUGUAUAUAUAUAUAUAGAGAGAGAGAGAGAGAGAGAGAAUAUGCACGAUACUGUAAUUUUCAGUAUGUGAAUGAAGCAAAGCAGAGAGGGUCUGAGUGUGUGCGUGCGUGUAUGUUUGCUAAAGCUGGAAAAUUAGUAAAAAUACAAGAGUAGAUAAAAUGCAAGUCUAAAUUUCUUAAGAGCAGUUUUUAAAUGGUGUACAUUACCGAACCACAUUUAUAGUCCUGCAGUGACUUCUAAACAAAUUUAUUGUGUUUGAUAGACUAAUAUAAAGAUAUACUGUGUAUAUAGUAUUCCAGUCCAUUGUACAACUUUUUUUCUACUACAGAAAAUUGAGACUCUUCAGAUCUGGGUAUGUUUUAAUACACCUUUUAUAAUGUUCAUUAUUUUCAAAAGUUCA